Messenger RNA from Knipowitschia caucasica, 342 nucleotides. Lineage: Eukaryota; Metazoa; Chordata; Actinopteri; Gobiiformes; Gobiidae. The record is from the annotation of a GenBank genome assembly.
AUGUCUGACCCAGUGAGAAAACUUGCCUUUUUGCUGUUUGCACUGGCGGCCGUGUGGGUUCAGCUCCACCAAGCCCAAAACAUCCCCAUCCGAUGCAGUUGCCCGGGGACAGUGAAAUUUGCACCCAACAUAACAGAUUUCGAGGUGAAGGAGAGGCGAUCGGGGUGUGACAAAACCGAACUGAUCGUCACAAUCGCUGUCGGCAACAACUCGACCAUUCAACGCUGCCUUGACCCCAUGGGGAAGUUGGCCAAAGCUUACUUCAGAUGCUGGGAAAAUAAAAACAAAAACGAAAGCCGUAAGCACGAGUGUAUCGAGCGAAAGAAGAAGACGGACCAGUGA